AUGCGAGCCGCGCUCAAGGUGAAGAUGGAGGAUCCGAACGACGUGCGCAUGGCGGAGGAGGCGGUCAAGGGCGCGGACGCGUUCUUCACGAAGUUGAGGGAGCACGCGGAGGCGCACGGGUUGGAGGACGUGGACGUUCUGCGGAGCUUACGAGACGCGUGA
Molecule: messenger RNA, 162 nt
Organism: Micromonas pusilla CCMP1545
Lineage: Eukaryota; Viridiplantae; Chlorophyta; Mamiellophyceae; Mamiellales; Mamiellaceae
Exons: 1
Coding region: 1-162 (53 amino acids)
Source: RefSeq, a predicted model, not a curated record